Rana temporaria (common frog) is the source of this 1849-nucleotide messenger RNA. It is a transcript of the gene MARK4, whose product is annotated as microtubule affinity regulating kinase 4. Bases 58 to 1761 code for a protein of 567 amino acids. Gene Ontology annotation, molecular function: tau-protein kinase activity; protein serine/threonine kinase activity; ATP binding. The transcript has 15 exons. Lineage: Eukaryota; Metazoa; Chordata; Amphibia; Anura; Ranidae. Gene Ontology annotation, biological process: microtubule cytoskeleton organization; intracellular signal transduction; protein phosphorylation. Gene Ontology annotation, cellular component: cytoplasm. The record is from RefSeq and is a predicted model, not a curated record.
GAGGUCUCAUAUAAUGUUACGUUUCUCUCCUCACAGCUGUUUCGUGAAGUUCGGAUAAUGAAGGGACUCAACCACCCGAAUAUUGUCAAACUAUUCGAGGUUAUAGAGACCGAGAAAACACUCUACCUAAUCAUGGAGUACGCCAGUGGAGGCGAGGUGUUUGAUUACCUCGUGUCUCACGGUCGUAUGAAAGAGAAAGAGGCUCGUGCCAAAUUCAGGCAGAUUGUAUCUGCCGUUCAUUAUUGUCACCAGAAGAACAUUGUCCAUCGAGAUCUAAAGGCGGAGAACCUUCUCCUGGACGCCGAGGCCAACAUAAAGAUCGCAGACUUUGGCUUCAGCAAUGAGUUUACUCCGGGAGGAAAGUUGGACACAUUCUGUGGCAGUCCUCCGUAUGCGGCUCCGGAGCUCUUCCAGGGAAAGAGGUAUAAUGGACCCGAGGUGGACGUCUGGAGCCUUGGGGUCAUCCUCUACACCCUGGUCAGCGGCUCCCUUCCAUUUGAUGGACAGAACCUUAAGGAACUGAGGGAGAGAGUCCUCCGCGGCAAAUAUCGAGUCCCCUUCUACAUGAGCACCGACUGCGAGAGCGUCCUGCGGAGGUUCCUGGUGCUGAACCCCAGCAAGAGAUGUACUCUGGAGCAAAUAAUGAAUGACAAAUGGAUGAACAUCGGCUUUGACAGCGACGAUCUGAAGCCUUAUAAGGAGCCGGAAGAGGACCACGCUGAUCCCAAGCGUAUCGGUGAGAUAGAAGAGAUCAUGUUGGACAUGGGCUACUCCCGGGAGGAGAUCAAAGAUGCUCUCAGCUCCAAUAAGUACAAUGAGGUUAUGGCCACUUACCUGCUCCUGGGGAGGAAAGCCGAGAAUGAAGGAGGGGAGACGCGUUCGGAGAGCACUCUCUCACUGACUCGCUCUCGGGUGACCUCGGAUGUCACCAAUGGUGCCACCAAGUCCUCCUCAUCCACUCACAGCAAGAACCAGCGAGGGUACCAGAGGCAGAGGAGGCACAGCGAUUUCUGUGGCCCGGCUCCUGUCCCAUCACAAGCCAAGAGGAGUCCUCCCGGUGUGGGGGAGGAGAGCGCGGUCGGGGAGCGUCUUGCCCCCAGGAGGGGCAGCGGAUCUGUGAGUGGUGGGGGUAGCAGGCCUCCCCCGCCCUCUAGCCCAAUGGUCAGCCAUGCACACAAUCCCAACAAAUCAGAAAUCCCAGAGUCGCGGAAAGAGGCCCCACCCACAACGAUCAACACGCCUCCGGGGGUGAUGGGUCGCAGGAACACGUACGUUUGUACGGACCGCCACGGCUCAGAGCGCCAUUCUCUCCUCCAUAACGGAAAAGAAAACAGUUCUACGCCGUCUCGCCCUCCUGCCCCGUCGCCCUCUACGCAGAGCAUCGCGGAGCGCAGCUCCCUCUCCCGGGGCUCCAACGUUCGCAGCACUUUCCAUGGUGGUCACGUGAGGGACCGCCGGGGUCAGAAUCCACCGCCGAGCUCCCCCACCCACCCACACGAGGGGUUAAACCAGAGCCGGACCCGGGCCACCUCCAACCUGUUCAGCAAACUGACCUCCAAACUGACUCGCAGGGUCGCUCUCGACCCGUCUAAGAGACAGGCGUCCCACCGCUGUGUGUCUGGAGUGUCCCUCCCUCAGGACAGCAAGAUCAGGUCACAGACGAAUCUGAGGGAGUCGGGAGACCUCAGGUCACAGGUAGCGAUAUACCUUGGUAUAAAACGCCGACCCACUCCGGCCUGCUCAGACCUCCCAGGGAUGUGAAGAAAUCCGCCCGGCGUACCCCCUUGAAUUUGCCAGCCCCCUCCACUGCUCCUGGUGAAUCUCCCCCAGUGGGUAGACCACGCCCCUU